UGACCACACACCUCUCUCUACCUGGGGACAGAGAGAAAAGCACAUGCCAAAUCUUUAUGUCAUUAAGCCCCACAUCAUUUGGAUGAUACAAAGUUGACUCCUACGGUUAAAAGUUGAGAUCAAACCACUACUUUUUCCUCCAAUAUAAAGGGUCAAGAAUCAUUGGUUGGAUCACAGCAAGCUUCUUGUACUGAGAUCUUAAGUGUUUGUGAACAUUCUGAAGCAUUCCUUUCAUUGCUUACAACCAAAGAAAGGUGGUAUAGAUGGAACUACAGAGCGGAAAAUCGAAAUUUACCAAGAAAUUACACCCAAAAUAUGCUAUUGGUAUUCCAAUCAACUCAGGAGCAUACACCAUGGACAGAUCUUUAGGGCUUUUAUGUGAUCCUGCUAGCCAAUAUAGUGUUACCCCUUCUCCUUCCAAUGAUUACUUCAAAAUCAGACAUCGUUUUCUUGGAAAUGCAGGUAAAGCAGAUUCAGUAAUUCCUAGGAUGGAUAAACUAGGAGAAUGGAUGGAAAAUUUUACACAGGGAAUCCGUGAGCACGUGAAACUAGGAACCAAAUUAUCCGAAACUUUAAAAGGGAAAUUGAGGCUAGGGGCAAGAAUCCUUCAGGUAGGCGGUGUGGAAAAGGUUUUCAAGCAGAACUUCAAUGUUUCCAAUGGUGAAAAGCUGUUAAAGGCUUCUCAAUGCUAUUUAUCGACGACAGCUGGGCCGAUAGCAGGCCUCCUGUUUAUUUCCACUGAUAAAGUUGCCUUCUGCAGUGAGAGGUCGAUUAAACUCUCUUCGCCAUCCGCAAAAUUGCUUAAAAUACAUUACAAGGUCAAAAUCCCUCUAGGCAAAAUAAAGAAAGCCAAUGAAAGUGAAAAUGCAAAGAAACCGAAGCAAAAGUAUGUGCAAAUAGUUACCGAGGACAAUUUCGAGUUCUGGUUCAUGGGUUUCCUAAAUCAUCAAAAAGCAUUCAAAUAUCUGCAGCAGGCAGCUCUCAAGCUCCAUCGGUAGCUAUAUAAGAUGCAUGGAUGAGCAUAUACACUAUACAAUUUUGUAACUAUAAACAGUAUGUGUGUGCCCCGGCAUAGACUAGUUCUGAGCAUAUGUAAAAAUUAGCUAAACAUACCGCGAAAAUCGAAAGACAGUUCCGGAACGAUGGAUUCUGUGUUGAAUUGUCUCUAAUUUUUUUAGCUGCAGGACAUUUUAUGUAUAAAACAGUUUUCUAACUAUUUCUCUUACACUUA
This is a messenger RNA of Olea europaea var. sylvestris, 1231 nucleotides long. RefSeq names its product putative GEM-like protein 8. The transcript has 4 exons. The record is from RefSeq and is a predicted model, not a curated record. Bases 264 to 998 code for a protein of 244 amino acids. NCBI's taxonomy places the organism in Eukaryota, Viridiplantae, Streptophyta, Magnoliopsida, Lamiales, Oleaceae.